Molecule: messenger RNA, 582 nt
Organism: Arachis ipaensis
Lineage: Eukaryota; Viridiplantae; Streptophyta; Magnoliopsida; Fabales; Fabaceae
Source: RefSeq, a predicted model, not a curated record
AUGGGCAAGAAGGCCGUGCCUAAAGAAGAGGAUGCUGCUGAGAAAUUGAAGGAGAAAGAGUUUCAAGAGAAGACUGGGAGUGUAAUAGUACAAGCCCCAGUAAUGAUGAAAGAGCCUAAAGAACAACACCCUCUGAAAGUGAAAAAGGAGACCGAGGAUGAGCAAAUUGCUAAAUUCUUGACAGUGUUGGAGAAGAAGCCUCCCUAUAUGGCCUGUCUGAAAAGUGUAUUCUCUGAGAAGAAGGCCCUGAGGGGAGAUGAAACUGUGGUGCUAACCAAGGAGUGCAGUGCACUAGUGCAAAAGAAGCUACCUCUGAAAUUGCCAGAUCCUGGAAGCUUCGUAAUUCCCUGCACCAUAGGGACUAUCACAUUUGAGAAAGCAUUAUGCGACCUUGGAUCAAGCAUAAAUCUGAUGUCCCUCUCUGUGAUGAAGAAGCUGGGUAUUCAAGAGGUGCAACCCAUAAGAAUCUCACUGGAGAUGGCAGACAAGUCCCUAAAGCGGGUAUAUGGAUUGGUGGAGAAUGUCCUUGUAAAGGUUGAAGACCUUUACCUUCCUGCAGACUUCGUGAUACUUGACACUUAA